AUGUAAUAGUAAUAACGAUACAUACCCCAAAGCCAAUUACAUGAUAUUAUCUGCUUACUUCAUAUAGUGAUGGCAUAACAAAAACCACGAUUUAAUGAAACACCAACGAAGGAAUGGGCUGCAGUGCUCUGAAAAUCCAUCUGGUUAUUGCCGCUGUUUGUUUGAUUAGUGGCAUUUAUGGUGGCAGAGUAAAGCGAAAUGUUGUCGAAUUUGGUGAUAUGGUAGGUGCAGCGACUGGCAGAGACCCGUCCGACUUUUAUGGAUAUGGAAAUUACUGUGGCAUAGGUGGCAGUGGCGUAGUUUUAGACCCUAUCGACGCAUGUUGCGCACAGCAUGACGACUGUUACGAAGACCAGAAAAUGGCACACUGUAGAAUGUUUUCUCCGAAAUAUUCCUGGUUUGUCAGCGAAAUAGGAAUAACGUGUAGUGACGCACCAGACGACUUUUGCAACCGCCAUCUUUGUGAAUGCGAUAAGAAAUGUUCUGAAUGCUUUGCAGAAAACCAGGAGUUUUACCAACCAACAUUAGUCAGGAAAGUCCAUAGUUUUGCCAGCCGUCUCUACCAUUUUCUUGAUCCGGUUUUUCAUUUUUUUUAAGAAGAAGUGACUUAAUAAGGAUACACCACUAUACACAUAUCAUUAAUCAUUUUACAAUUUCAAAUUAAUUGCAUAUGUAAGCACUGAAUUUGCUUUCUUGGUAAGAACUACGUAUUUGUAAAAAUAUUUCUCUAAUUCUUCGUCAAUUUAUCCCUUUCUGCACCUAUUGUUUAAAAAAAUUUUAAACAACGUGUGGUUCGUUUGA
Molecule: messenger RNA, 801 nt
Organism: Mytilus trossulus (common blue mussel)
Lineage: Eukaryota; Metazoa; Mollusca; Bivalvia; Mytilida; Mytilidae
Product: neutral phospholipase A2 3-like
Exons: 5
Coding region: 114-596 (160 amino acids)
Biological process (GO): phospholipid metabolic process; arachidonate secretion; lipid catabolic process
Molecular function (GO): calcium ion binding; A2-type glycerophospholipase activity
Source: RefSeq, a predicted model, not a curated record